AUGAUAAUUUUUCUACCAUCCCAAACAUACGCAAAUCAGCUAUGCGAACUACCCCCGGAGCUAGGCUGGGAAAGCAUAGGCUGUCAGCUGACACAGUUUGCAUUAGCUGAAAAUUGGCUAACACAUCUGCCCGAUGAAUUCUGCCUUCACCUGAAAGACAAGCUGAGUGACCUGGAUCUCACGAAUAACCGGCUUAAUGACCUGCCAUUCGGUAUGCAAAAAUUCACUCAGAUGCCGCUGGCCCAUCAAUACGAUGGCUUGAAGAAGCGAGGCCUCUGGCUGACGGGCAACCCUAUGGCCAAGAUACCUAGAAGCGUUUGGCAGACAGAUAGAACAGCAGCACUGUUUGAGUACUUAAAAGUAAGACCAAAAUUCAAGACAUAG
Protopolystoma xenopodis is the source of this 384-nucleotide messenger RNA. The record is from the annotation of a GenBank genome assembly. Lineage: Eukaryota; Metazoa; Platyhelminthes; Monogenea; Polystomatidea; Polystomatidae.